Messenger RNA from Elgaria multicarinata webbii, 7028 nucleotides. RefSeq names its product WD repeat domain 90 (gene WDR90). The coding region runs from base 24 to 5609 and encodes 1861 amino acids. Gene Ontology annotation, cellular component: centriole. The record is from RefSeq and is a predicted model, not a curated record. Lineage: Eukaryota; Metazoa; Chordata; Lepidosauria; Squamata; Anguidae. Gene Ontology annotation, molecular function: protein binding. The transcript has 43 exons.
GGAGGAAGGCUGGAGGAGCAGCCAUGGCCAAAGUGUGGCAGCACCCGUAUCUGAAUGUCUUCAAGCACUUUAAAGUGGAGGAAUGGAAAAGGUCUACCAAAGAGGGCGAUGUGACAGCUUUCAUGGACAAGACUCUGAAAGGGACCGUGUAUCGCAUCAGUGGUGCGGUUCCUGCAAGUAACUACCUCCAGCUUCCCAAGACCAGUACGCAGUCCCUGGGCCUUACUGGUCGGUACCUCUACAUUCUCUUCAAGCCGGCCCCAGCCAAAUAUUUUGUGGUGCACCUGGACGUUGCCACGGAGGACAGCCAGGUGGUCCGUAUCUCGUUUUCCAACCUCUUCAAAGAGUUCAAGUCGACAGCCACGUGGCUGCAGUUCCCCUAUGUUUGUGGGGCAGCCAGAGGGUCGGUCUACGAAAGCACAGCCAAACCUUCCAAAAGAGAUCUGGUGGGCCUGGCCCCCAGCAACGCGCGGUGGACUUGCCUGCUCCUUGACCUCCGCCACAUUCUCGCCCUGUACUUGAACCGAAGCUACAGCCAUCUCAAGAGCGUCAAGCUCUGUUCCAACCUGCUGGUGAAAAACCUGUUCACUAGUGACUUGCUCUUCGACCCAGCUGUGAGCUUCUCUGAGGCCCAUCAGUCCAAACUGACGUUGCGUGGCGUUUCACCCAUGCCGCGAGAAAUGGCGUUUCCUGUGCCAAAAGGCGAAACUUGGCAUGACCUCUACGAUUAUGUUAGGUUUCCUUCUGAUGGAUCCAAGUUGCCGUUUGACUCUAUUCAAAAAGGCACUUUGAAUCCUGCUGCAGUUCAUAUAGAAGAUGAUCCAAUUAGCCAGGUGCCGAAGGAAGUAUCUCUGAGCAAACCCGUUCGGGACAGAGUAUCUCUUAUCCAACAAAUUACCAGUCCCAAAGAGAUGCCACGCCAGUCUCCCCUUCUUACAAAGACCAUCCCCAAGAUCCACCGGGCAGCCUCUGAGCCUCUGCAGACAGCGCGCACCCUGGACCAUGCAUACUGGAGAGAAGGGCCGCAAGCCGGAGGUGAUUCCAGUCUCCUGAGGCCUGUAGUGGACGACGGCAGCAUUCACGUUUAUGCCCACAAAAAUGGGGAUGGCACUGCCCACGCAGUCAGUGUGGACUCUGAUGAGAAUAUGUAUACGCAAAUGCCAGGACCAAAGGUGAUCUCUGCCAAGAAUUCUGCCCGCUCCACGAGGCUCUUACCAGAUCCAAUCCUGAAGCUGAAGAGGAUUAUUGGGUUUGGAGGCUGCAGUACCAGAUGGGCUCUGUGGGCUGCAAAUGGCUCUGUGGUGGUCUAUCCCUGCCAUGCUCUGAUCAUAGCAGUAGCGCUAGACUCUGGCAGGCAGAGGUUCUUUGCUGGCCACACUGAUAAGGUGGCAGCACUGGCCUUCAAUGGCAACACCACUUUGCUGGCGUCUGCGCAGACCGGUCAACUGAGCGUGAUGCGUCUCUGGGACUUCCCGACGGGGGAGUGCCUCAGCAUGUUCAAAACGGGCAUGCAUUCGGUCUCUUGCCUCAGCUUUUCCUACAGUGGGAGUGUCUUGUGUGGGACUGGGAAAGACAGUCACGGGAAAACAGUGGUGGUGGUGUGGAACACCCUUCAAGCGCAUCAUGGGGGAGAGGUGGUGAUGCUGGCCAAGGCGCACACAGACGUGGACAUCCAGACCAUAAAGAUCGCCUUUUUUGACGAUACCAGGAUGGUGUCAUGCGGGCGAGACAACGUGAGGCUGUGGCGGGUCCGGAGUGGAGCUCUGCGCUCCUGCCCGGUCAACUUGGGCGAAUACCGUUCCCUGGAGUUCACGGACCUGGCCUUUGAGGCAGGCCAUUCCACCCAGCGCGAGCCGGAAGAUCGGACGUUGUUCGUUUGCAGCAGGAGCGGGCACGUUUUGGAAAUCGACUACAAAAACGUCUUCGUCAGAAAUGCCCGGCGCCUCCUACCGUCCGAGGUCCAGCACGCUCACCGGCGGGAGAAGCAAACGUUUAACUCAGGCCCUGGGAUUGCACUAAACAGUAUAUGCCUCUCUUCAAGUUUCUGUGCCACGGCCUCGGAAGAUGGCUACUUACGCCUGUGGCCUCUGGAUUUCUCUGAAGUCUUCUUGGAAGCAGAACAUGACAACCCGGUGUGUUCGGUUCAAAUCAGCCCAGAUAAUCUGAAGGUUUUGUGCACAACCACCACUGGGAAUGUGGGCUGCCUAGACAUCCAGUCCAGGGACUACUGCACGAUCAUGCGCUCCCACAUGGAUUGUGUUUUGGCCUUCUCUGUGGCGGGAUCCCAGAAGCAGCUUGUGACCGUGUCUCAGGAUAACACCAUCCGCAUCUGGAACCUGGAAUCUAUGCAACAGCUGUAUGAAUUCACUGCCUCCGAUGAAACACCAUGUGCCGUGGCUUUUCAUCCCUCCCAACAUAUUUUUGCUUGCGGUUUUGCUUCUGGCAUGGUGAGAACCAUCAGCCUGGCUGCCUCAAAACUGCUUGAGGAACACAGGCAGCACCGUGGUACGAUCACUGGUUUGACCUUCUCCCCGGACGGCAAUUUUAUGUACAGUUCCUGCGCUCACGGGACCCUGGCUCUUUAUAACUGUGCCAUCCAGAAAAGUCACACCGUCAGAGUUCUGGCUAAUGUGGUGUCACAAGAUGCCGAUCACGGUCCUGACGCGCUGUCUGUGAGUUGCGAUGGACGUCUCUUGGCCUUCGUGGGACCUUCCAAAUACAUUGUGACUCUCAUGGACGCUCAUACGCUAGACGAGCUACUGAGAAUCGAUGUGAGCAUCCUGGACCUGGACAGCACCGUCCUGGACGUGGCUGAGAGACUCUGUUUUGCUCCUAUUCCUCUUGGCCACCUUUUGGUAACAACCGCCUCCCAAAAGGUUCUUGUGCUCGAUGCCAAGACCGGACGCCUGAUCAGAGCGGUCUCACAAGUACACAAACAGUCUUGUUCUUCGUUGGCCUUGAGCCCUGAUGCCCGGUACCUCCUGACGGCUGGCGAUCGGGUUAUCAAGGUGUGGGACUGUGGGAUGAGAUUUGACGUCAACUCCCAGGUGUUCAUUGGCCAUUCUGAGCCGGUACGGCAGGUGAGGUUCACCCCGGACCAAAAGCACGUCAUCAGUGUCGGAGACGCCAUCUUUCUGUGGGAUUUCCUAGGUGUGUUUGCAGAGGAGUCCUCCAAGGAUGAGAUCCGUUCCCCUGAGUCCUUGAACUCUCCCCGAGCUGAAGCCGAUCUUGAAGACUCACACAAGUUGACACCCGGGGCCAGUGACGUUCCCCGCCAGCUGAUCCCUGUGCCGUCCGCCGUGUUCCCGUCGUGUCUGGACCUCAGUUCUAUCCAACGCAUGGCAGAUGAGGAUACUUUUUCUGAAUCUGAAGAAGAGCAGGAAGCAUAUCUGAAAGGCGACGGUGGAGAGGUUGUGAACAGGAAUAACGUUCACUCAGUUCUUGCUUUGAAGCAAGCAGGCCGUAGCGAAGAGCCUCUAGCCGUGAAACCUGAAGUCGUGCAACCUUCUUCAAGAUCCCGCAGCCAUGCAGGGAGCGAAUGCAGAAAGGAAAUCAAAGGAUCCGAACCCCAAAACAUGAUGCGCCCAGACUGCUACCGGCAUUUUAGCCCUCGUUUCAAAACAUCCGCACCCCCUAAGGCGUUCUCCCCUCCUCUGCCUGCUAGCGAGGGCUUGAAACUAAAAACUGUCAUUGGCUACAACGGGAAUGGCCGGGGAAAUAUGGUCUGGAAUCCAGAUACAGGUUUCUUUGCCUACAGCUGUGGCUGUGUGCUCAUCGUUGAAGACCUGCACUCUGGAUCCCAGCAGCAUUGGCUCGGCCAUCCUGAGGAGAUUUCAACAUUAGCUGUUAGCCAUGAUGCUCAGGUCCUCGCCUCUGCCUCCGGCCAAGGCCGUGGAGACACCCGCUGCCAAAUUCGCAUCUGGGACGUUCAGAACGGGACCUGCCAAAAAGUUCUGUUCCAUCACGAGACCCAAGUGCAAGCCAUGGCGUACUCUCGGGAUGACCGCCUCCUUGUUACUCUAGGGGAUUACGUCGGCAGAGUCAUUGCCCUGUGGAACGCCCACACUUAUGACCUGAUGUCCUCCACCCGCUUCUCUGAGCCGGUCCACGAAGUGGCCUUUAGUCCACUUUCCGUGGGACACCUUGCCUGCGUGGGGAAGGGAGCGGUGACUUUCUGGCUAAUGGAGCAACAGGGCACUGACAUCAGCCUCAAGGUUCACAGAGUCCCUGUCCCUGAUGCGAUUGGUCCAGUGGAGCUUACAUCACUGUGCUACAGCCCUGGCUGCCUUCUGUACACCGGAACCAGCACAGGACAGAUCUGUGUGUGGGACACGGAGACCAAUUGCUGCUUCAUGACUUGGGAGGCUGUGGAGGGCGAGAUCGGUGUCCUGCAGUGUCACGGUAAGAGGCUCGUCAGCGGCAGCAACACCAAGAAAAUCCAGCUUUGGUCAGUAGCGGCAGUUCAGGAGCUGAGAGUGAAAGGUUCGAGUGCCAGUUCUAGCUCGGUCCUCUUGGAACAGGAAAUGACCCUGGACGGAACCAUCGUCAGUGCCGCCUUUGACGAUGGUAUGGACAUGGGAAUUGUUGGCACUACGGCCGGGACGUUGUGGUACAUCAACUGGGCAGACAACACCAGCAUCCGGCUGAUCAGCGGGCACAAGAAUAAGGUGAGCGAGGUGGCCUUCAGCCCCGGAGAGUCUCACUGUGCUACCUGUGGUGAAGACGGCAGCGUGAGGGUGUGGUCUCUGGCCAGCAUGGAGCUGGUGGUGCAGUUCCAGGUGCUCAAUCAGAGUUGCCUUUGCCUGGCCUGGAGCCCGCCCCCCAUCUCAGGCAGCGGGGCAGAAAGCCAGCAUAUCGUGGCGGGGUAUAGCGACGGCACCAUCCGUGUGUUCAGCAUUUCCCGGACGGAGAUGGAACUGAAAAUGCACCCUCACUCUGUAGCUGUGACGGCGCUUGGGUAUUCUGCAGAUGGGGAAAUCAUCUUGUCCGGAGGCAAAGACGGGCUGAUGGCCGUCAGCAGCCCACGCACAGGCAUGACUGUCCGGGUCCUGACGGACCACCGCUCGUCCCCCAUCAACGUCAUCCACUGCACAAGGAAACAGCACACUGAAUUUGGGAUUGAAGGCGGUGAUUUGUGGCUGGCUGCAAGCGCUGAUCGCCGUGUCAGCGUGUGGGUCUCUGACUGGAUGAAGGACAAAUGUGAGCUCAUGGAUUGGCUAAGCUUCCCAGCCCCUACAGGCCCUGAGGUGCCCAACCCUUUACCUCCUAGCCUGGCAGCGUUUUGCCCUUGGGACAAAAGCACUCUUGUUUACGUGGGCUUUGGAUUGCAGAAGGAGAUUCUCUUCUACAGCCUGCAGCAGAAACAGGUCAUUGAGAAGAUUCCUCUGCCUUACUUUGCCACGUCACUGAACUUGUCUUCCGCUGACUGCAUCAUCGCUGUUGGCUUCAGUGAGCGUGUGCUGCGGCUGAUCGACCGCACGGCGAAGUCUGAGCAGGACUACCUGGGCCACGACGAUGCCGUUUGCCUCUGCAAGUUCACCCCGUCUGGCAAACUCCUCUUCACGGCUUCCUAUAACGAGAUCCUUGUGUGGCAGGUCGAGAGCAGAUGAACCGAGAGACGUCACCAGCUCCCCUGGCCUGAAGCCCAGCAGAACCAUGGGGACGCAACGGCUACCUCACAGCCCUGAAAAACGUGUCCUCGUGCUCCCGUUGCUCAACACCAGCUCCAAGCGCAGCAGCCAAAACUUCCUAUUGCCGGUGGUCUCCAAAGCUAACGCAGGGGCCCACAUGAGAACGGUCAGAUCCCAGCAGACGGAACUGUUCCAGAAUUUGAGCACCCUUCAAAAUGGCCUGGAGGUCAGCCAGAGCAUGAAGGGAUUGGGUGCAAGUGGCUCCCCCGCCGUUGUCGUUUUCCAUUCAGGCCUCCAGGUGUCUUACCUGCAAGUUGCCACACUGUGUGCGCAAUGGGGGAUUCCUCCAUUUCCCUACCUUUCCCCAGAAACUCUAGUUUGUCUCCUCUCUUUCCCAGUUCAAUAGGGUGGCUAGCUUGAUGGGAACUGGAAUUUGAGACGGAGAAGCUACUUUUGAGUGUCCCUCAGCUGUAGGCGUAACCGAGAUUUUAUGGAGAUGGUUUGCGCUCCUUUGACUGUUAAUCCCCCAUGAUUAACAGGCACAGAGUAACGAAUGCCACUCUCCCUUGCCGCACCUGAGAUGGGCAGAGGGUAUCACUCAGCUACCUUUCCUGAACACAAAGGUUCUAGGGUUGGCUGACCGCUGUGGUUGCCGUGCUGCCGGCCUUCCUGCUGAAAUGUUCCAAGCCCUGUGGAGAAAGGCAACGGCUAAGGCUGGUGGUUGAACUAUAAUUUUGGGAUUUGGGAAAUGGCAAAGAGAAUAAGAUGUUCUUUUUCUUAUUAUACAUUAGUUGAGUUCCUUGAUUCUUAGUAUUAAACAUGUAUAUAUGUGUGCAUAAUUAACUUAUAUUUUUCUAAGACUGAAUUCCUUCUUGCUCCUUCAUCCUACCCAGUACAACAAUUUGAUUUUAAGGUUGUGGCUUACCUGUUUUAUGUCGAGUGAGAAGGAGAAGAAUCCCCCAAUUUGCUGUAUUCUCUCAGCAGUAAGUUGUAUUAAAAACACACACCCCACAACCCUAAAUCUUAACCAUCCUCAGUACCUGGGGCAACCACUGAGUACAUUUCGUGAGUACAAAUUUGCCCCUUUUUUAAAAGGAGUGUUUUUAAGGAACGUUAUCGGGAAGAUUCUAGUUUUAUAUUCGGAAUUUGCGAGUGUGUCUUUCGCUUUGUUUUUAGAAUGCACGGAGGAUGGGGCAGUAGUUUCCUUUUGAAGUACAAAGUAGGUAAAAGGAAAACUGGUCUGAAGUCAGCAGUGAAAUGACUAAUAUCCCCGCUACUGAAGCGUGGCCUGUAAUAGCACAUAACGACAUUGCUACUGUAAAAUGGAAGGAGAAGAAAAGCUGAUUUGCUUGUGUUUAGUUUUCGAUUCCAAAUAAAUGAGUGUUUUGUGCGUUUGAA